GUUACCAUAUGGAUUGUCAACCUGAUAUUCUGAAAAGUAAUCAGCUUGUUGGAUUCACAGAAGUCAUGGAUAAGCUUUUAAAUAAAACAAAUUUAGGGUCUUUCUCAUUGAGACACGCCUCCCUUAUGGCUGUAUGCAAUUCUGCUGGUACAUGGCAAUUGGCCAGUUCAAAAGAAAUGUUGUGAAAGUGAAUCGAACUAUUUUGCAGUUCAGGGGACAGAAAAGCUCAGGCAACAUCUCACCACACCCCCAGCUUAGAGGUUGCAGCUGGUACAAAAGCUCCUGUCAGCCCCUUCAGAUGUUUUUGAUCUGACUUAGGCCAAAGCUUCCAAAAGCUUAUGAAAUGGGACUGAAUGUAAAAGCCAUGAAACUUGUCCUGAACAGUUUUUUGUUGCUGCUGCUCCAAGAAUUCAGUACAGCUGUGAAGGAUGAUGUAAGAUCUAGCUGCAGAACUGCUCCAAAUGACUUGGUUUUUAUUUUGGAUGGCUCAUUUAGUGUAGGGCCAGAAAAUUUUGAAAUUGUCAAAAACUGGAUUGUCAAUAUAUCCAGCAGUUUUGAAAUUGGGACUACAUUUACACAAGUGGGUGUCAUACAAUAUAGCGAUGAUCCAUUGCUAGAAAUACCAUUGGACAAAUAUAGGUCAAAUGAAGACUUGAUGAAAGCAAUGGAAGCCAUAUUGUACCGGGGUGGAAACACAAGAACAGGAAAAGCUAUAACAUUUGGAGUUAACUACGUGUUUGCUACCUCAACCAGGGCUGCUAAUGCUGUGACAAAGGUAGCAGUUGUACUUACAGAUGGAAAAUCCCAAGAUGAUGUGAAGGACUCAGCAGAGGAAGCAAGGAAAAAGAAAAUUAUCCUGUUUGCAAUUGGAGUUGGUCAAGAAAUAGAAGAUGCAGAACUUCAAGCAAUUGCAAAUAAACCUUCAUCCACAUAUGUGUUUCAUGUUGAAGACUACAGCGGUAUAACCAAAAUUAGAGAAACAAUCAAACAAAAGCUUUGUGAAGAGACUGUCUGCCCUACAAGAAUACCUGUGGCAGCUCGAGAUGAAAAAGGCUUUGAUAUCCUGGUUGGAUUAGAUAUUAGAAAAAAAGCCAGUAAAAUUGAAGGGUCUUACCAUGGCAAAAAAGCUUAUAGAGUUGCAUCACAGAGUGAUUUAACGGAAAAAACAAGUGACAUUUUUCCUGAUGGCCUUCCUCCCUCCUAUGUCUUUGUGUCCACAUUACGAUUCAAGAGACCAGUAACUAAGGAAAAGUGGGACUUGUGGAGAAUUCUUGCUCUAGAUGGCACAAUUCAAACAGCAGUUACAUUGAAUGGAGAAGACAAUACAGUAAUCUUCCAUACAACACACAAGACAAAUGAUACACAGUCUGUGACGUUCAUGUCUCCUCUUAUAAAGGCAUUGUUUGAUGAAAACUGGCACUUAUUGCGAGUCCUCGUAACAGAGAGGGAUGCCACGUUAUACCUAGAUGAUAAAUUGAUUGAGACAAGGCAACUAGAACCGGUUCUUGGUAUCUUCAUCAGUGGAAGAACACAAAUAGGGAAGUACUUUGGGAAAGAAGCAACUGUACCAUUUGAAGUUCAAAAGUUAAGGAUUUACUGUGACCCAGAACAAAAUCAACGAGAAACUGCCUGUGAAAUUCCAGCUGUUAAUAUACUGUGUGACAGUAGUCUUGAUGACGUUAUGUCCACACCACCCCCUUGUACAUGUGCUCCAGGACCAGCUGGCCCUCGAGGUCUAAAGGGAGAACGUGGAGUAUCUGGGGAACAAGGCGAUGCCGGAAGACCUGGUGCAGAUGGUAAGCCUGGAAUUCCAGGAUUGCCUGGAAGCCCAGGCAUACUAGGACCUCAAGGUAUCCAGGGAUUGCGUGGGCUUCAUGGAUACAAGGGCGAGCAAGGGAUCCCUGGUGUUCCGGGUGAACAAGGUCUUCCAGGAUUUCAAGGACCACCUGGACCACCAGGACCUGUGGGUUCUAAAGGUUUAAAAGGGGAACCAGGCCUACAUGGUUUUAAGGGUGAAAAGGGUUCAAAAGGGGACAAAGGUUCUCAUGGUUUUCCUGGAAUACGUGGAUUUCCUGGGCAUCAAGGUGCAAGUGGGAACAAUGGCUUACCUGGAAUUCCUGGCACAAAGGGAGAACCUGGAGAGGUCGGUCACCCAGGAUUAGAUGGAAUAGCAGGAAUGCCUGGAAUUCCUGGGAUGCCAGGAUAUAUUGGACCAAUGGGACCCAAGGGGAGCGAUGGAAUUCCUGGGGAGAAAGGAGAUCGGGGCCCUCCUGGCAAAGCAGGUGAAAUGGGACUGUCAGGUUUACCUGGAUCAAGAGGACUACCUGGGCCUAAGGGUUACAAGGGUGAACAAGGAAUUCAAGGCAUUCAAGGGCAAAAUGGCAAUAAGGGGCAGAAAGGAGAACCAGGUUUACCAGGUCAGCCAGGACAAUCUGGAAUGCCAGGAAUGAAAGGAAUAAAGGGUGACAAAGGAAAUGCAGGUGUCAAGGGAAACCAGGGUUACAAGGGUUUAUCAGGACAGCCAGGACUUCCAGGACUACAGGGGACAAAAGGCUCAACAGGAUCAAAAGGAGAGCCUGGAGAACCAGGAGCAUCAGGCACUGCAGGCAUGAAAGGUCAGAAGGGUGAACCUGGUUUACCUGGCAGAACUGGGAAUUCAGGGCCUAAAGGAAAGACUGGGCUUUCAGGACCACCAGGACCACCCGGUCCAGAAGGAAUUUCAGGAAAAGUCAUUUCAGAUGAGUACAUCCGACAGGUUUGCAUGGAUGUGAUAAGAACCCAGUUACCUUCAGUUUUGCGCAACGAAAGGAAUGAAAAUUGUUUGCACUGUCAGAUACGCAAGGGUUCACCUGGACCACCAGGGCCACAAGGACCACCAGGACUUCCUGGACUUCAAGGUCCACCUGGUUUCCCAGGUUUGGAUGGUGAACAAGGUCAACCAGGUCAUUUAGGUUUACCUGGUCUUCCAGGCAUUCAAGGACUCAUGGGAUUCCCUGGUUUGAAAGGUGAGAAAGGUGACAGAGGAGUUGGUUCCCCUGGAAUGCAAGGCCUACCAGGACCACCAGGAUCUAUGGGCUUACCUGGAGUUAGUAAAGAAGGAUACCCAGGAAAGCCUGGUGCACCUGGAAAUGCUGGAAAUCCUGGAAAAUCAGGGAGGCCUGGGCCUCCUGGUCCACCUGGAACAUGUCAUCCAUCUCUAUGCUAUGGAACAAUUGGAGGAAGAGAUCCCUUUAGGAAAGGACCAAACUAUUGAAGCUGGAUCAUCAACCAUAUUGGAUGAAUGGACUUGGAGUGAGUUUAUGAUAUUACUAAGUCUGGUGCUUAUUAUUUUUAAAAUCCUAAAAGAAAUCUCAGGAUAAUUUACAUGAGUGUACCCAUGUUCUGCUAUGUCAAACAACUUUUAAUUAGGCAUUCUAAGACUGCUUAUUAGAGGUCUUUAUCUACAUAUACAAUCCAAGCUCUUACUCUACUUUUUGUUUCAUUUAUAUUGUUUGUAUUUGUUAUUUAAUGCUAUGCUUAAAGAUGGAGAGGUCAGAUAUUGUAACAUAUAUUAUUGAGUUUGCUGUACAACCUUGUUUGAGACAUGAGUAUGUGUUGUUUUCUUUUUAAUCUUGGUCACUUCUUUAGUGUGAUGUACUGCACUAUUUGUAUAUUUUUAAAAGUUGAAUCCAUUAACUUAAUACGGCAACAGAUAUCAACAAUUAUAAAGAAUGAAGUCUAUAACUUCUUAACAAAGUUGUCUAUGUCCUCUGUCUGAGAUAUUUACUAAAAACAGAAAAGAUAUUACAUUGCCAAAUUUUCACCUUGCGUUCAUUGGGACAAAGGUUAAAUCUGAAACAAUCACAACAAUUGAUGCAAGAGGUGAAAAAGCUGGUGAUUAGUUGGUAAGUUGAUUCUAUUUGGCCAAGGCAUUGCCAUCAAAGCCUAUUUGCUAAUCAAUAUCCUUUUUUUCCCCGUGAUGUAAAUUGUUGUGAUCAUAUAAAACGUAGCAUUGAUGCUUUUGACUUGAUAAAUGCAAGAUGAAAAGCUUCAGUGACAUGUCUGUCUUUUCAGCAAUGUUUAGGUUCUGUAUCACCAAGCGAUUCUUUUAGCUUAAUGCAAUCACAAUUUAAUUAUUUUCACUUGCAAUUAAUGCUUAAGUGGCUUCUAAAAAUGUAAUGUCAAAUAAUGCCAUCUUCUGCUUUGAAAAUUUCCCUCAUUUGCCUUGUCUUUAUUUGCUGUUUUCUGUGCUUUUGUAAGCCUUACUAAAAAUUAAUUUUGUAGGGUUUGAAACUAAACAUCAAAAUACAGUUCUACUAGGAUUUAGUUUAAUUCAACUGCUUUAUUAAUGUUUAAAAUUUAUUGUAUUUAUCGUGAUUUUGUAUACUGGUACUGUUACUAUGGAACUUCUGCCAAGAAACUUUCUUGGAGAGAAGUGGUUCCACCAUUGCAACUGAGUUGGUGAACAAUAAAUAUUAGUCUAUGAUUUGGUCAAACAAAACUACAAAAAUAGUUUUUCUACCUUAACAUAAGCCCAUGUAUCAUUUGUUUCUAUGGUAGUUUUCCAUAGGGUACAGGAUUAUAAUUAAUGGUCCAGGCAUCUCAGUUUGCAACAAAUGCAUCUGUAAAUUUAUCAUUUUCACGAACAAUGGGAACUAAAUUCACGCUGCAAUGUAUUAUCAAUGAACAUGGAUGCUUGAAAAUUACAAUGGAAAACAUUUUUGUCCUCUGCUGACCACCAGAAAGUUUUACAACAGUUUAAUUAAUGUUUAUUGGAAUACCUAGGAAUAGCUGUAUUCUUGCUUUUAAAAAAUAUGGAAAUAAAAAACAA
Chiloscyllium plagiosum (whitespotted bambooshark) is the source of this 4810-nucleotide messenger RNA. Lineage: Eukaryota; Metazoa; Chordata; Chondrichthyes; Orectolobiformes; Hemiscylliidae. The record is from RefSeq and is a predicted model, not a curated record.